Telopea speciosissima is the source of this 1042-nucleotide messenger RNA. RefSeq names its product heterogeneous nuclear ribonucleoprotein H. NCBI's taxonomy places the organism in Eukaryota, Viridiplantae, Streptophyta, Magnoliopsida, Proteales, Proteaceae. The record is from RefSeq and is a predicted model, not a curated record. Gene Ontology annotation, cellular component: ribonucleoprotein complex. Gene Ontology annotation, molecular function: RNA binding. The transcript is spliced from 2 exons. Bases 79 to 870 code for a protein of 263 amino acids.
CUCUUUCUAAAGUUACGAAUUUGCAGAUCCUUUUCCCUCUAUCUGAGAUUUAUACGGAGCUUUUCUACUCUCAACACCAUGUACGGAUCAAGGGGGGCAAUGUUGGGAAGCGGGGGGGUUUCGGACGGGUACGAGGUCGGCUCAAAGAGACAGAGAAUGAUCGAAUCAAAUCCCUACUUCGCAGUGAGCAGUGCUGCCGGAAGCUUCCAGCCUUACAGCUACGGUGGUGGGUUCCACCCAACGUUCCCUGUGGUCCGUCUCAGAGGUCUCCCUUUCAACUGUACCGACAUCGACAUCUUCAAGUUUUUUGCGGGUUUGGAAAUUGUGGAUGUACUGCUGGUUAACAAGAGUGGGCGUUUCUCUGGAGAGGCAUUCGUCAUCUUUUCUGGCCCCGUGCAAGCUGAGUUUGCUCUACAGAGGGAUCGCCAGAACAUGGGGCGCCGUUAUGUGGAAGUCUUUAGGUGCAAGAAGCAAGAUUACUACAAUGCUGUAGCUGCUGAGGUAAACUAUGAAGGCAUUUAUGACAACGAUUACCAUGGUAGCCCACCUCCCUCUCGUGCAAAGAGGUCUGUUGACAAGGACCAGUUGGAGUACACUGAAAUCCUAAAGCUCAGAGGCCUCCCAUUCUCUGUGACCAAAGCUGAGAUUGUGGACUUCUUUGGCGACAUAGGGGUGACAGAAGAGAGGAUACACAUCGCAUGCAGGCCAGAUGGUAAAGCAACCGGUGAGGCAUAUGUGGAGUUUGGUUCAGCUGAAGAGGCUAAGAAAGCAAUGUGCAAGGACAAGAUGACAAUUGGGUCGCGGUAUGUGGAGUUGUUUCCUUCAUCAGCAGAUGAGGCCAGGCGAGCUGAGUCAAGGUCAAGGCAAUAAACUGGUUAUGAUGCCAAAGUUGCAAUCAUAGUAGUCGUAGUCUGGUGUCCUUAGCAGGCUGUUCUUUUUACUCUUGGUGUUGGUAGGUUCAACUUCAUAUAAGUAUACCUUAUUUGAGUUUUAUUUUGAUGGUAGGACCUUAUUUCUUUUUGAUAGAGUAAAAAUUUUCGGA